Molecule: messenger RNA, 3771 nt
Organism: Penaeus indicus
Lineage: Eukaryota; Metazoa; Arthropoda; Malacostraca; Decapoda; Penaeidae
Product: irregular chiasm C-roughest protein-like
Exons: 14
Coding region: 1-2457 (818 amino acids)
Biological process (GO): cell-cell adhesion
Cellular component (GO): cell-cell junction; plasma membrane
Molecular function (GO): cell adhesion molecule binding
Source: RefSeq, a predicted model, not a curated record
AUGUUCGGUUGCGGCGCUGUGCAGACUUGGAACCAGGAACCCACCAGGACGGAGGUGAACCCUGGGGGAAACGUGGUUCUCGCCUGCAAGAUCUACAACAAACAAGGGAGCUGUUCCUGGCAAAAGGAUGGCAAGCCCCAAGGCAUGUUCAGCGGGAAGUACGAGUGGUCCGGAGACCGCGAGGCCGGGGACUGCUCCAUCAGGAUCUUCGACGCCAGCGAGGUGGACGACGGCGACUGGGAGUGCCAGGUGACCGCCUCCUCCUUCACGGCCCACGACGCCCUCACCUCCAGGAUAGCCGAGCUCGUCGUCAGAGUGGCUCCCAACCGCCCCCAGAUGGAGGUGGAGACGCUGCAGGUGGCGUCGGGCCAGAACUUCACCGUGCAGGAGGAGCGCACCGGCAAGAUCAAGUGCAUCUCCCGCUUCGGCAAUCCUCCGGCGGAGAUUAAGUGGUUCAUCGGCGAGGAGGAGCUGCCCGCCGAGGAGUACGAGCAGACCAACGUGACGGAGGCCGAGCGGAGCAAGACGUGGAUGGCGGUGUCGUCGCUGGAACACACGUACCACAAGGAGGACCAUGGCCUCCCGCUCCGAUGCGUCGCCGUCCACCAGGCCUACCGCACCAAGUCCGAGUCCGUCGAGGUCAUUCUCGACGUCCAGUACGCUCCCACCGUGACCCUGGAGGGCGCCCCGUCAGGAGACAUUGAAGAGGGCGUGGAUGACGUGACGCUGCGCUGUCUGGUGGACGCCAACCCGGCCGCCAAGGUGGUGUGGCGCGUGCUGGGCGAGACGGACGUGUUCAGCUUCCUCCCGGAGGUAAAGUUCAGCCCCGCGUCCCGCAGACACUCCGCCACGUACACCUGCGAAGGAAGGAACUCCGUCGGCGCCUCCGACCCCAUCUCCGUCAAGAUUGAUGUCAAGUAUGGUCCUCGAGUGUUGCAGGUGGGCCCGGCUCCGGUCAUGACGGUGGCGCUGCACAACCACACCCUCCUCGACUGCCUGGCGGAGGGGAACCCGCCCCCCAAGUACAUGUGGAGACAGACGGUGCCUGACACGCAGGAGGUGCUCGUGCGCGGCACCAACUCGACUCUGCUGCUGGAGGACGUGACGUACGAGCACCAGGGCCAGUACGAGUGCGUCGUCUCCAACACCAUCAAAGGCGAGGAGAUCGAGGAGAUAAGCAUGCCCAUCACACUUGAAGUCGUUGGUGCCCCCCAGGUCCUGAGGUAUACGGUGGAGCGCAACGUGCAGGUCGAGAAGGGGGAAGAUGCCCUCAUCCAGGUGAUGUUCUGCUCCGACCCGCGGCCGCUGCGCACCACCUGGGAGUGGGGCUCCCUGCAGCUGGAGGCGGGCAACGAUAAGGGCCGCUACGUCGCCGAGAACCUGGCACAGCAGGACACGCGCGAGGACUGCUACGCGGCGAGGCUGAGGGUGCAGCACGCGGACGUGGCCGACGCCCGCGACUACAUCCUGAACGUGGAGAACGACAAGGGGAAGGACCGCUACGCCGUGGGUCUCAGAGUGAACGGACAUGUAGACAAGCCCCCACUACAGCGUGUCCCUCCUUCAGCAGAACCCGUGUCCAUGUCCACCGUGAUCGGCAUCGUCAUCGCUUGCCUCGUCGUGCUCGUGAUCGUCACCCUCUUCGUCCUCUACGCCUUCAAGACCGAGAAGUGGUGUUUCUCCCAGCGAGGAGAUUUCAAGCCCACAGACCUGGAAAGUGAUAAGAGCGACAUUGAGAGCCAGAAGGGAAAUAAUGGUAGGCAUCAGUAUAGUGCAACGGGAUCAGGUGCUGGUAGGAGUGGAGGCAAGACCAUGGUUGCAGGAUCCCUUGCCUCCAUCCCUCCCGACGCCCUUUACACAACCACGUCCAAGCAUACCAGUGUGUCCACUCUGUCCUCUAAACCUGACCAUGAGUAUGAGAACUUGAAGAUAAUGCCAACACAAAUGGAAACACAAAACUUGUGCCAGGAAACGAGAAGCAGCAGCAGUUGCAGCAGCCGCAGCAGCAAUCCGGAGAGAAGAGAUGAGCUUAACACAGCCCUCGGAGAGCCCGGAGAGAGCAGGGAGGAGGAGGAGGAGGAGCGAGAGUCGGCCAGUGAGCAAGGGGAGAGCAGCAACGGCAAUCUAAAAAAGGGAGAAUUGCACACAUUCAAGAGGCAUAACGACCAGCAGAGUGAAGCUAAAGACUUACCUAGAAAUUUCAAGAGCUCUCCAUACGUGCCAGUAUAUAAGCCAAAUCCCGACCGAAUCAGUUCACCUUAUGCCGAUAGAAUGAAAUCGACAGCAACGGCCAGUGUACGGAGACCAAGCACAGGCGUUGUGUAUGCAGAACUUCAGCUUCCACGAGCAUCAAACAACGGCUCCAUGAGACGUGGAGACCAGAGAACUCCUCACCAGAAGACACAGUAUGCAGAGAUUACGUUUCAAGGCCGACCGCUUCAGACCGCAGAGAUAUGAUAAUUCCCCAUGAGGAUUUUAUUAAUUGUUUGGGCAGGGUGUCGUGGGAUGUUUCCUUCCUAGCUGUGCUUUUUUUUCUUUCUUUCUUUGUUUUUUGGUCAAGUAAUGAUCUUUGUAAAGGUGUUUUGUGAAUGCAGUUUACGUAUUUUUGGCUACGGAAAAAAUAUUGAAGCCUUGAAAUUCCAUGAAGCACCUAUUUUACUGCACUUUGAUUUUUAAUUCCGGCCAGAUGAAUGGUAGCCAGUUAAAGGGAAACAAGGAUAUUACAACAAUUUUGAUGAAAAAUUUCGACGCAUUAGAAAUUCUUAUAGAGUUCAUAGAUUAACAAAGAUUACUCUUGUAUUCCAAUUUAAAUUGCAAUCUGUGUAGAACGAAUAUAAAUUAUAUGAUAGUUUAAACAUGAAGCCAAACUUUUAAAGUCUAUAAAUGAUCUAUUCCAAUGGAGAAGGGCUUCACUUAGAAUUAAGAAAUGGUGGUGUAAGAGCUAUUUGUAUGAAUUGUUUAUAUAGAUAAUUUGAAUAUGACAGCAUUUUUUAGGGGCAAUUUUAGAUCUAGAUUUCUGACUUCAUAAUUAUAGUAUGCUGUAUGUAAAACUAUUUCGUAAGGAGUAAGUGAUAACUGUCUAGUUUUGAACUGCAUCCAGAAUCACCUGCAAAAAAUGUGUAAGUGUGUGUUGCUUUUUAUGUAUUUCAGCCAAAGUUCUGAAGCUUUUUCCAAGUCUGCACACAUUUCCUUUGGUUUCAUUUUAUUGAUUUACUCCAUCACUGUGUCCUAUGCAAUGAGAUGGUCCAUUUUUUGCGUAUGUGAAAAGUGCAGUCUUUGUAUGUGACAAGCAAUGCAUUUCAUCCAAGGUAUAAACCACUGCAAUAUUGUAGACUAGCUACAGUUUGCUUGUCUUUGGGCUGCUCUUACUUUCCAGAUGAAUGAUGCUGCUUUUGUCCUUUUUGUCCAGACUAAUUUCUCAUUUCCAAAGAUCUUCAUUUAAUGUUAGGGUGAAUGUACAUAUAACGUAUACAGAUCACUUAUUCAACCAAUGCUUCAUGAUGUUCCUUUGCAGGCUUCCUGCAUGGUACGUGAUAUGUGGAACUUCACUUUUUUAUUUACAAUAAACAGGCAUAAGAAUGUGUUAAUACCAUUUAUCAAGGUACAGUGGCUUAAAAAAAUUCACUAUGGUAAAUAAGUAAAAGAGAAAAAUGCAUGUAACAUUCUCUAUAAUCACAACAUUCACACCAUGGUGAUGGUAUUAAUGCUCUGGCUUAAGAUUUAUGUGCAUGCAGAAGGUUCAUUUGUCCUUGGUUCAGGGUUUAUCCAUAU